Molecule: messenger RNA, 2286 nt
Organism: Ochlerotatus camptorhynchus
Lineage: Eukaryota; Metazoa; Arthropoda; Insecta; Diptera; Culicidae
Product: zinc finger protein 184-like
Exons: 3
Coding region: 69-1841 (590 amino acids)
Biological process (GO): regulation of transcription by RNA polymerase II
Cellular component (GO): chromosome; nucleus
Molecular function (GO): zinc ion binding; chromatin insulator sequence binding
Source: RefSeq, a predicted model, not a curated record
AGUAGUUAUUACCUGAGACGGUAUUACUGGACUGAACAAAAUUUAAUAAAGUUUAAUAUUCGUCAAAUAUGUCGUGCUCACUACAUGAAUACGAUUUGGAUAUGGACGUGGAAAAUAUGUGCCGUAUUUGCCUUUCACAGACAGAUACUAGCGAGCGAUUGUUCAACAUAUUUUCAUCAGCGAUAGUAGAUGGAUUUCUGGUGGCGAUUCCGGAUGUAAUACAAUUUUCUGUAGAUCUGAAGGUGAUUGAGUCCGAUGGGAUGCCUGGUAAGAUUUGUCAGACAUGUAAAGGGCAACUGCUGAGUUUUUAUUUGUUCAAGCAAAAAUGCAAACGGACAGAGAAAAUACUACACGAAGCAUUUGCUUCGUCAAGGAAAGUAAACUGUACUCCUUUGAAGCCAGUAGAAUUGAUAGAUGAAAACAUUUCCACCACUUCCGAUGACAUGGUUGAAAUACUUGAACAUGAGCAGAACUACGAGGAGGUAGUCGAUGAGGUACAAACUACAUCUAAUACUAUUCCGCUGUCCGAACAAGUAGAUAAUCAGUGUCACCUAUGUGACCAGAUCUUUCAUACCGAAGAGGACCUUAAAAAACACACAGCUAUUCAUUGUACAAUAGUGACUGAUCAUGUUGGUUUCAUUGAUGAUGAGCAGUUUGAAGAGUACGAGGUAGAAAUGGACGAUAGAAGCCGCUUGGUUUCAACAGAUGCUGUGAACUCGAGUCAGGUGAAAUCUCCUGUAGCAGCUACGGAUGACGAUAUUCACUAUUUAGAUGAUGAAGAACCGGAAACCUUCGAAUCAGUUGAGCAGUGUUCGAAUAAUGCAGUGGAUAAUAUUGCAAGCGUUGUUGCAGACGAUAAUGAACUGCAAUCAACGCACAGUGAUGAAGUAACUAACGAAACUGUUCCACAGGUGGUACAAUUACACUGCAACAUUUGUGGGAAAACGGUAAAGGGACGAUCUCGUUACUUGAAACACUUACGAAUACAUGAUGCAAAUACCAGUGUAACAGAGUUCUUCACUUAUCACAUUUGCACUGUCUGUUUGAAAGUGUAUCUACAAGGUACAGAUUUAUCCGAUCACAUGAAUGCUACAGAUCAUCGACAAUGUACGAAAGAUUCUUCUGAGAAUGUUGAAGUGCCUUACGUUUGCGGUAUUUGUUCGGCCGAGCACAUCAAGAUAGACCAUAUGAAGCAACAUCUUCUGUCACAUCUGAACUCCUUUCCGUGUCCAUUUGAAGGAUGUGGAUGUGAGUACGCUUCCUCUGCCCGGCUAGGAAUACAUAUAGCGAACAAGCACAUUGAGUAUGAAUCCCAUCUGUGCCAACACUGUGGAGCGAACACGUUUGAAUCGAUGGCUGAACUGCAGCAACAUUUGCGAUUGAAAUGCAGUGGAAAGAAGUUCCAUUGUGAUCACUGCGACAAAAAAUUUAUGACAUCGCGUUCUUUGGCCCAUCACUUGAAAUGCCUGGAGAAAAAGCAUCGAUGUAUAGAAUGUAGUAAGACAUUUGCACAGCAUGGAGAGCUUAAACUACAUCAGCGAAUGCACAAUGGCGAACGUCCGUUCAAAUGCACGGUGUGUGGAAAGUGCUACAAAACAGCUUCGCUUCGGACAGCUCAUAUGGAUUCGCAUAUAGAGGGCAAAACGUUUCAGUGUCAUCUGUGUGGGAAACAUUUGCAAACUCGCACGUGCUACCGUAAUCACAUUAAGCGCCACUCUGAGGAAAGAAAGCAUGAGUGUGAUGUAUGUUCUAAAAAAUUCUAUACCAAGUAUAAUGUGAAAAUACACAAAGAGAAAGUGCACAAGUUGAAUAGCAAGGGGGAUAAUUUACAGAAUAAUUAACUUUGUUUAUGAAUCAUCGGAAUAUGCCUUUUCUAUUUUUUUUCUCGACUCUAUUGGACGUAGGCCAUCAAUUUGCUUGACACUUACCUAUUUCGAAUGCAAAAUCGGCACAGGCUUUGGAACCUCCUAAACCCACUAAUAACUGUAAAAUUUUCAAAGAACACUAUUUUGAAGGCAGGCAGUAAGCUUCACUUGGGAUGUAAUAGCGAAAGAACAAGAAGAAGAAGAAUAAAGCUACUGCUACUGCCUACGUUACUUCGCUCGUGGAAAAGUUAGUACUCGGCUGACAAAUGCUAUUUUAGUAGAUCAGCGAAGCACCAAACUGGAACGCGUUCCGACCUCCAUUGCCAUUAUAGUACAAAAUGUAGAAAUGGACACAGGAAAUCUUAGGACAAGUUUUAUGCAACUCCAAAAAGUUUCAUCAACAUCAUCACAAUGUACAACG